Messenger RNA from Trichoderma harzianum CBS 226.95, 352 nucleotides. RefSeq lists its product as hypothetical. The transcript has a single exon. The record is from RefSeq and is a predicted model, not a curated record. The coding region runs from base 41 to 262 and encodes 73 amino acids. Lineage: Eukaryota; Fungi; Ascomycota; Sordariomycetes; Hypocreales; Hypocreaceae.
CUAAAGGCAUCCUCCCAUAAGCUUCAUCCUCCAGUAACAGAUGGCAUGUCGCCUCCACACAGUCCAUCCAACGUAUAUCAUCUUCCAUAACCUCACUUCCUCCUUGAUCUCCCCUAACGGCAUCUCAACUGUUCCCAAGGCCCCCAAAGACUCCGCCGCUGCACCCAGCCCUGCCAGGAUAACGACCAUGUCUCCGGAACCAGCCACAUUGCAAUCGAGACCUUCUUCAGCUACGCCGCUGCCUCCGACCCUGUCAGAUUAACGACCAUGCUGGAAGAUGGCUCAACCACAUGUGAGCUGUUAGCCAAGCCAACUGACUGCUCGCUGCCCCCAGCCCUGCCGGGUUAACGAG